CGACGGUUGCGGCCGCCAUCUUGAGGCAUGGCAGCCCCGGCGCUGUCGGCCCCUUUCCAAGAUGGCCGCUCGCUCUUCACCGAGCACUUCCGUCCCCGCUGAGGCCUCCGGCUCCCGGCGCGGCGGCGAGCGUAGCGGCCCGCUGGCGCGGUUCUCUCCUCGGCGGUCCCUCGCAGCUCGUUAGCUGCCGCCACCGCCCUUCGGAGCGGGACGGCCGGCGGGUCAUGGCGCUGCUGCGGCUGCUGCUGCUCCGGGGCCGCUGCGGCUGCUGGCGGCGGCCUGCCCCGCCGUCCGACCCGGCCUGGGCCCGCGCUUGCCCGCGGCCCGGCGGCGGUCCCCUCGGCGCGGGACGCGGCCUGCAGAGCCUUCUGUCGCAAACACUUUCACCUCCACAUCAAAGUCUCAGUGGAGUCCUGGUGAAACAACACAUAAUUCGAGAUCCAGUCAGGCUUUGGAAUCUCUUAGGUAGCACUUACUGGUUUACUACUUCAGGCUCUCAGAGGAAUAACCAGAAGAAUGGAGGAUUCAAAAAGAAAUCUCCACAGGAGGAUGAGGAGGAUGAGAAACGCAGGAAAAGGGAAAAUCAGAUGCAUCUUGAACGCUUACGGGCACUCCUCAUCAUAACUUUCAUAGUGCUGAUGUUUCGAUUCACGGUCAGCGAGAACAGAGAAGGGACCAACAUUUCCUGGAACUACUUUGUGAAUGAGAUGCUGGCAAAGGGGGAGGUCCAGAGAAUCGAAGUGGUGCCAGAGAGUGAUAUUGUGGAAAUUUAUCUGCACCCAGGAGGAACUCCUCAUGGACAAGUUAACGUUACCCUGUUAUACACAAUGCGGGUGGCAAACAUUGACAAAUUUGAAGAGAAGCUGAGAGCUGCGGAGGAUGAGCUGAAUAUUGAUGAGAGAGAGAGAAUCCCUGUUUCCUACAAACAUCCUGGCUUUUAUGGAAAUGAUGUCAUUUCCCUGAUAGUGACACUUGUGGCUGUGUCCAUGUUAUGGAGCAUCUUCCGCCUUAUUAGGGUUGCAAGCCGGGUAGGAGGAUUCAAUGCCUUUAACCAGUUGAAAAUGGCUCGUUUCACCAUUGUGGAUGGGAAAUCUGGAAAAGGGAUUGGCUUCAAGGAUGUAGCAGGAAUGCAUGAGGCGAAAAUGGAAGUCAAAGAAUUUGUGGACUAUUUAAAGAGUCCUGAUCGCUACCUUCAGCUUGGGGCUAAAGUGCCCAAGGGUGCCUUGUUACUGGGACCACCAGGCUGUGGAAAGACAUUGCUGGCAAAGGCUGUGGCUACGGAAGCACAAGUGCCGUUUUUGGCCAUGGCAGGCUCUGAGUUUGUGGAGGUGAUAGGAGGUCUUGGAGCUGCCCGAGUUCGGAGCCUCUUCAGAGAAGCCCAGGCUCGCGCACCCUGCAUUGUGUACAUCGAUGAAAUUGAUGCUGUGGGCAAGAAGCGCUCGACCAAUAUAUCUGGUUUUGCCAAUGCUGAGGAGGAGCAGACCUUAAACCAGCUGCUGGUGGAAAUGGAUGGAAUGGGGACCACAGAUCAUGUCAUAGUGCUGGCUUCCACCAACCGUGCUGAUGUCUUGGAUAAUGCUUUGAUGAGACCUGGUAGGCUCGACAGGCACAUUUUUAUUGACCUUCCAACUCUCCAGGAGAGAAGAGAGAUCUUUGAGCAGCACCUGAAGGGUCUCAAACUGAUCCAAGAUGCCAGCUUCUACUCACAGCACCUUGCUGAACUGACUCCGGGCUUCAGCGGAGCUGACAUCGCAAACAUAUGUAAUGAAGCUGCUCUUCAUGCCGCUAGAGAAGGUCACAAAUCCAUCGAUACUUCCAACUUCGAGUAUGCUGUGGAAAGAGUCAUUGCAGGCACUGCCAAAAGAAGUAAGAUCUUGUCACCAGAAGAGAGGAAGGUUGUGGCGUUUCAUGAAUCAGGUCACGCGUUGGUUGGCUGGCUGCUGGAGCACACCGAGGCUGUGAUGAAGGUUUCCAUAGCCCCUCGAACGAAUGCAGCUCUUGGAUUCGCUCAGAUCCUUCCAAGAGAGCAGUACCUAUUCACCAAGGAACAGCUGCUGGAGAGGAUGUGUAUGGCACUGGGGGGGAGAGUGUCCGAGGCCAUCACCUUUAACAAAGUCACUACAGGAGCACAGGAUGACUUGAAGAAGGUGACCAAGAUAGCCUACUCCAUGGUGAAGCAGUACGGGAUGGUGCCCAGCAUUGGGCAGCUCUCCUUCCCAGACCUGGAGACUGCAGCUGGAAUUGGUCGGCGCCCUUUCAGCCAGGGACUUCAGCAAAUGAUGGAUCAUGAAGCAAAAGUUCUGGUGGCUCAGGCUUACAGGCGCACAGAAAAACUCUUAUUGGAGAACCGGGACAAGCUGCAAACACUGUCUAAUGCCCUCCUGGAGAAAGAAGUGAUAAAUUAUGAUGACAUUGAAGCUUUGAUUGGGCCUCCACCCUAUGGGCCAAAGAAAAUGAUAGCUCCUCAGAGCUGGCUUCAAGCGGAGAGAGACAAGCAAGACACAAGAGAUGAAGAAAUGCCCCAGCAGCCACCAAACCAUGAGGAGGAGGAGGAACCACGCCUGAGACCAGUAUGAAGCCCACUCCUGAUGUGGAACGGGAGGACUCCAGAGGCUUCUUUUGGACACAGACCCUUUCCUUUUUCAGCUCCAGAAUCAAAGAUACCGAGCAGGAAAUCUCUGUGCUGCUGUUACCUGAAAAUUAAGGGAUGGCUACGUUGGCUCUUUUAACGAGUUUUUUCCUGCAGGAGGGAGAACUCCUUAGCAUUUUGAAAUUGAUUCUCAGCAGGGUAGUAGUGAUGAGGAGCUGGGUAAGUCUAAUCCGCUGGAAAGAUUUCUUGUACACGGGAGCAGUGUACAUGUUCUUAAGGGUGAAAGAUCCUGUGGAGUCCUUGUCAGACACCUCUCGCUGUGCUGUUUGACAUGGCAGGAGUGCAGGGCUGUCCCCUUCCGUGCCAGAAUGGUCAGUGUAGUGAAACCUCUGCAAGACUCUGAGCCCGCUGAGGUGCUCCAGUUCUUGUGCGACUCUCCUGUAACCUUUGGUCAUCUCUGCUGCUGAACAUAAAAUAGAAACGGAAAAACAGACUUCACUAGAAUAAACUGUUCAUAAUGUGCUGCUGUGUCUGUAGAAUAUGUCAAGAUGCAGAUAUGUGUUUUGGCACAUAUAAAGCUUAUUGUAGCUAUCAAGUUGUACAGGAAAAGGGCUUUCUUCUCCCUGUCCAAUAACUUAUAUUCAGUUUUUAUAGCAAGUGUCUCGCAAGCAGAGAUUGAGGAAAACCUGCAUGCAGAAACCAACAUAACCCCGCCGUGGGAUGUUAGAAACUAGCGUUGCAGAGAGUGGCUCCGAGUUACAUGUUGGAAGAUUGUUUGGCGGCACUGCUGGUUCAGGGCUGGAGAGGAGCUCUCAGGAACUUGAGCAAAAGCAGGUGUGUCUGUUGGGAAGCCUCGGUAAAAAGCUGGCAGUUCCCCUGGCUCCAUCCUCGUGGCUCUUGCAGAGCAAGCUGUGAUGACAUGGUUGUCUGCCAUUCAUCAGGGAAAGCAUUAAAAUGAUUGUUGGUGCCUGG
This is a messenger RNA of Aquila chrysaetos chrysaetos, 3562 nucleotides long. RefSeq names its product SPG7 matrix AAA peptidase subunit, paraplegin (gene SPG7). NCBI's taxonomy places the organism in Eukaryota, Metazoa, Chordata, Aves, Accipitriformes, Accipitridae. The record is from RefSeq and is a predicted model, not a curated record. Gene Ontology annotation, cellular component: membrane; m-AAA complex. The coding region runs from base 225 to 2576 and encodes 783 amino acids. Gene Ontology annotation, biological process: protein-containing complex assembly; mitochondrial protein processing. The transcript has 17 exons. Gene Ontology annotation, molecular function: ATP-dependent peptidase activity; ATP hydrolysis activity; zinc ion binding.